This is a messenger RNA of Owenia fusiformis, 2355 nucleotides long. NCBI's taxonomy places the organism in Eukaryota, Metazoa, Annelida, Polychaeta, Sabellida, Oweniidae. The record is from the annotation of a GenBank genome assembly.
UGCUUAUUGCUAAAAUCAAAGUUGUGAUAGCCUAAAUUGUUUGAUUAAUUUAGCUCUAAUGAAUCCAAUGGGUGGUACUUACCCGGGGGUAUUUAGUGUUGAUAGACACGACCAGUGAAUAUCGCUUGAUAUUCCAUGAUAUGUGACACGAUUUUGACCAAUCAUACAACUGCUGUCUUGACAGUGAUGUAAUAAUGAAUGAUAUCCUCAUUAUUGCCUACUGAUAAUCAUUAUUAACAACUUAGUGUAUAUCGCCAAAAUCAUUAAUUAUAAAUGAAGUAACCGAGGGAUUUAAUAGCAUUCAUUUGAUCAAAGAUAGGAGGGAGAGGCACAUCAGCUUGAUAAAUACACUCUAAAGACCAGUAAUUCAUUAUAAUCUAUAGUUCAUAUAUUCACGCCAAGUGUGUUAAACGUUUCGUUACUUUACAUCUCAUUUUAACAGAUUAACAACAAAGGUUGAUAAGAGAAUGAAUGAUAAAUAAAAUAUAAGAGUUCGUGUGGCACUAAUGUAUUAUCAACUCUGCAAUUGCAAUUUUUGUAUUAUACUUAUUCGGUAUACCUUCGUAAUUGGAGAAUGUGAAAUUCAUUAUUGAUUGCCUCAAAUGGCGAAACGUUUGUUUCCAACCUGCCCUUACACCGAUUGCUUAUUUACUAUUUAGCAAAUGUUUAUAAAGCAGGUAGAAGGAUUGUCAUAUCCCAAUUUGCAAUUUUCAGUUAAUAUCUAGAUUAAAUCAGAUAUACCGAAUGUAUACGCGAACGUAUAAAAUACACAAGCAACGAUUAUUUGUCUGAUAAUUUAAACUCACACACAUUUAGCGAGAAAUCGGUACAUUUAAAGUGUUAAUGAUGUGCUGUAGUUUAAUAGUUGUACUUAUGACAACCGCGAUGUUCUUUUUAAUACAUCAUAACAUACAAGGAUGCGUCAUCUCAAAAUAUUACAAAAUCAUCAAUGGUAAAAAAUUAAAUGUUGAUGCCAUGAAACAGUUAAGUGACAUAGAAACGAAACAAUUUUGUAUACUAAAGUGUCAAAUAUCUGCUGACUGUGAGGCGGUCAAUUACUCUCCACUUAGUAAAACGUGUGAGUUAAUCCAUAGACAGAACUCAAAUGGUUUAAUAAUCUCGGUUGAUGGAUGGUUGUAUAGUGAAUGCUACCCCAAGAAACAAGACAAAAUGAAGCGUGACUGUUCAGACCAUCUGUCCAGUAGCUGUAACGUAUCUAAUGGAGUAUAUACAAUUCAGCCGAAUCCUCGAAAACCUGCCUUCGAGGUUUUCUGCGAUAUGACAGAUGGUGGCUGGACCGUGCUGCAGAAACGAUUUGAUGGAAGCGUGUCAUUUUAUGAUAAACUAUGGAAAGCAUAUAAGAGUGGAUUUGGAAACUUGAAUGGUGAGCAUUGGCUUGGUAACGAUAACAUCCAUUCUUUAACAGCUAGUGGGUCAUAUGGAAUCAAGUUUGACCUCCAGGAUCAUCAUGGAUCAUGGUAUGAUGCGUACUAUGAACCCUUCUAUAUUCAUUCGGAAAAUGAAAAUUACCGAUUGUCCAUUGGACCCUACAUCUCAGGCACGGCUAAUGAUAGCAUAAACAACAUUAAAAAAAGUAUGGGCUUAAAUGGGCAAAAUUUUACUACAAAUGACAGAGAUAAUGAUUUAUGGUCCAAUGGCAACUGUGCACUAGAACGUAACUCCGGUGGAUGGUUUUAUAAUAAACAAUGUUCCUAUGUCCGUCUUAAUGCCAAGUACAGUUUUAAUGGGGCAUAUAAUAACACUGUCAUGGGCAUCCGAUGGCAAAGUAUUACACAUAAAACACAACCUUUUAAGUCCCUAAAAGCAUCUACCAUGAAAGUAAGACGCAUUAAUUGACUUCAACGUUUGAGGACGUGAUUAUUUCAAAAUAUGAAAUGAUCUAGGUGACGAGUAAAUAAAGUAUUUCAAUCCAGACUUAAAAUGUAAUGGAAAUGUUGCAUUGUGCGAUCCACAGACUCUACUAUUCCUUGGAUAAAAGAUAGACGCCGAUAAAUCAAAAUGGAAAUGUUGUGCCGGUGUUGGUUCUUGAGCGGAAAACACUUUCUUGCGAUAAGAAGUGAUUGAUAUGAUGAAACCGUUUUAAUAUUCUCUUUGAAAAAUUCCUCAAUAGUAAGACACACACUGUUGAAAUGAACGAAUGUCUGAACUAAUUGGAUAUAAUACUUGGUGAACCGAAAAUAGGACACUCACAUACACUCCUCUCCAUAAGUUUGGCAACCUUUUUCAUAACCUGCAAAGAAAAAACAUAACGAUAUGUUACUUGUUACAUUUUCUACUUCAAAUUUUCUAAUUUUUUUCCUCAAUUGCAAUAAGUCGAAAAUUGAUGAAAAAACA